UUUGCAAAAUGAAUCUAAGUGAUCUCCUCUACCCUGGGAACUCACGUAGACGUCAAGAUGUGAUCAAACUGCACCAGGAACUGCUUGAUGGAAUGCGACUUGAUUUUGAGGCUACCAAUGACCUGAUUGGAACACUGAACGAACAUUUGGGAGCCAAGAUGAUGGCCAUUAAAAUGAAGGAAUGUGGUACCGUUAAAGAAAACUGUGACAUUAUCAUCCAAGCCAUGAAUAUUAUUCAGCAAGAGAUACAGAAGUUUGAUAAAGAAAUAAAGGAAAGUUUAGAACCAGGGAUGUACCAAAAGCUUUAUGAUAUCAAACAGCCUGAGCUAGAGAAAAUUGCAGUUGUUCAGAGGAUUGUCUCCAUUAUACUUGGGGAGGCUACAGCAUCUGCAGGUGCAAUUAUCAUGAAAUUAAUCUGUUCAAACGUUGUAAUCAUUGCUGUUAACAAGCUAGUGGCUCUGCUUGCUCAGAUUGGGGUAUCUGUUCUUGGGGGCAUUGCCCUUAGUGUUCUUGGUCUGGGUAUUGACAUCAUUCUUCAUGCCAUCCUUGGGGCGGUGGAAAAGGAGCAUCUUCUAGCAUCCAUUCAAAGUUAUGAGCAGCAUUUAGCUGAAUUCAGAGACGCCUCUGAGACCUAUCGGUGUGCCAUUGCUGAAGUAAAUGCAUUGGUGAAGGACAAAACUAAAUUAACGGAAUUCGGAAAUGUUCCUACCCAUCAGUGA
Pogona vitticeps (central bearded dragon) is the source of this 719-nucleotide messenger RNA. The record is from RefSeq and is a predicted model, not a curated record. Lineage: Eukaryota; Metazoa; Chordata; Lepidosauria; Squamata; Agamidae.